CUCGAUUGCCUUCAUCACGAUUCAAUUAUUAUAAGAGCUAGUAACAGCACUUCUCACAUCGACAAAGGAAACAGAGAGGCAACGCAUCCAGCAAUAUUUACUCCAUGGUCCAAACAACCCUUUUGAACAUUUAUCUCAACCUGACAUUUACGAAUUCAACAUGCCAAAUCCAAUGAGCAAGUCAGAUAGCUCGCGAAUCCAGUCGACCCAGGCCAAAGGCGGGGGUGACAUGAGCUCAGGUGGUUUUGCAGCGCGGGCUCAAUCCGCUGGCGAUCGCUCAACGAGCUCCAACACAGGCGCAGCGUACUCGUCUUCUGGUUCAGCCCAGCAAGGCACCACCCGCUCGGGUGGCGGAUCUCAGCAGUCGGGUGCUGCAAAGAGAUGAGGAAGUGCAGCGAAGAGUGAAGGCGGGGUUCACGGAAUGUAGUACAUGGUGAUAUUUCAUGAUUUUGUCAUCGGGUACUUGGUCGUUUUUCACGAGAUUCGAGAC
Molecule: messenger RNA, 490 nt
Organism: Aspergillus fijiensis CBS 313.89
Lineage: Eukaryota; Fungi; Ascomycota; Eurotiomycetes; Eurotiales; Aspergillaceae
Exons: 2
Coding region: 161-385 (74 amino acids)
Source: RefSeq, a predicted model, not a curated record